UAUUUUAACACUAGUUUCACUUUCUUAUACAAUUAUUGUUUUAGUUAAUCUUUCUAUGUUCUUUCUUUCCACUGUCGGAUAUCAAAGCUGCAGAUCUAGGAGACGGUCAUCAUGCAGAUUUUUGUUAAAACACUCACAGGGAAAACCAUCACCCUUGAGGUAGAGGGAUCCGAUACUAUCGAAAAUGUCAAAGCUAAAAUUCAAGAUAAAGAAGGAAUUCCUCCAGACCAACAACGAUUGAUUUUCGCUGGCAAGCAGUUGGAGGAUGGUAGAACUUUAUCAGAUUACAAUAUUCAAAAAGAAUCUACUUUGCACUUGGUUUUGCGUUUACGAGGAGGAGCAAAAAAACGUAAGAAGAAGAAUUAUUCGACUCCUAAAAAAAUCAAGCACAAGAAGAAGAAAGUCAAGCUUGCUGUGCUCAAAUUCUACAAGGUCGAUGAGAAUGGAAAGAUCCAUCGUCUAAGACGAGAAUGCCCUAGUGAGCAAUGUGGGGCUGGCGUUUUCAUGGCAGCAAUGGAAGAUCGUCAUUAUUGCGGUAAAUGUGGAUACACGCUUGUAUUUAAUAAACCAGAAGAUAAAUAAAUGAGAAAUAUGUAAACAGUUUAUUUAAUGGAAUAAACUUUUUAAAUACUGUA
Polistes canadensis is the source of this 635-nucleotide messenger RNA. It is a transcript of the gene RpS27A, whose product is annotated as ubiquitin-40S ribosomal protein S27a. Bases 112 to 582 code for a protein of 156 amino acids. Gene Ontology annotation, biological process: modification-dependent protein catabolic process; translation; protein ubiquitination. NCBI's taxonomy places the organism in Eukaryota, Metazoa, Arthropoda, Insecta, Hymenoptera, Vespidae. The transcript has 4 exons. The record is from RefSeq and is a predicted model, not a curated record. Gene Ontology annotation, molecular function: structural constituent of ribosome; ubiquitin protein ligase binding; protein tag activity. Gene Ontology annotation, cellular component: ribosome; cytoplasm; nucleus.